Colius striatus (speckled mousebird) is the source of this 3682-nucleotide messenger RNA. Its product is annotated as KIAA0040 ortholog. Lineage: Eukaryota; Metazoa; Chordata; Aves; Coliiformes; Coliidae. The record is from RefSeq and is a predicted model, not a curated record. The coding region runs from base 328 to 663 and encodes 111 amino acids. The transcript has 3 exons.
GGCGGGGCGGGCCGGGGCCUCCCAUUUCCUCCGGAGCCGCCGCCAAAGCCGUGCCGGGACGGGACGGGCCGGGCCCGGCUGGGCGGACGGGUGCCGGGACGCCGAGAUGCUGUCAGAGCCGCGCGGGAGGGGGACAGUGGCACUUGAGAAAUGGCGAUGAAGAGCAACCAGCGUCUCGGGGGACAUCCGCCCAGCAGCUGAGGGUUCGGGCUAGAGGCACCAUCCAAGGACACCUGUGGAGCCCACUGGCAGCUUACAGGAGCUGAACAUAUCCCAAGGGGCCUUCAAGCAGAGGGAGUGGCACAGGCAGCCUGCCCUGGAGCCGACAUGGAGCAGAAGAUCAGCUCUUUCUUUAAUUCCAUCUUGGAGCUCAUCCGUACCAAGCACAAGGAAGGUGUCUUCAACACUGUCUGCCUGGUUGUUCUGCUGGGUCUGCCUUUCGUUGUCCUCAUUGUAUUCAUUUUCAUCUGCUGCCACUGCUGCUUCUGCAGCCGGAGGGGAGAAAGCAAGAAGAAAGGCAGCCCCAGUAGCAAUGGGCAGCUGCACACCGAGAGGAACAAGAAGAAGAAGAAGAAGAAGAAGAAGAAGGAUGAGGAGGACCUGUGGAUCUCAGCUCAGCCCAAGCUGCUCCUGCUGGACAAGAGACCCUCCUUGCCCAUCUAACGGGCAGGAGGGUGUUCAGGCCCUCCCCUCCAAGAUGCCACCAGUCCUUUCACCUGUGCAGUAUGAGGAGAAAGGAGCUGCCAAAGCUGCCACCACUCCACGGUGACUUUCAAAAGAGCUGAGCCCAGUGGCUAACCAGCAUGUUUCAGGGCCAGCAGAAAGCAAGGCAGUCAGGCACAGGUUUAUACAAGCCUUAUCUCUCUCACCAUGACAGUGUGCCCAAGGGCAGAAACCCCUGCAAAGGACAGGCUGGCACAAGGCCUCCAGCACAGAUGAGGGGGACCUGCCUCUGGACUGUGCAAGCCUCCUGCCAUCCACACACUAUGGGCCUGGUGUGAGGCUCUCUCCCUGCACAAAGACCAUACAUGAGGCUUUCCCCGUGGCACAGACCAGGGAGCAUGCAAAGACCAAGCUGCCUGCAGUCUCCCCCUGCACACACACCACACGGAUGGCCGCUGCAAAGCAAGCACAGCCAUGCCUCACCUGCCCUGCCGUGGAGGUAGCCCAGCUUGACUGUGGAGGCCCAGUCCAAACCCAGCUUACGCUGGAGAUGCAAAGAAAGCUGAGUGCAGACUUACCCCCCAGUUCAAAGAUGUGCCAUCUCCCCAACUGCCAAAGCAAAGGUAACUGAGAAUGUCUGAUGCCAGAUGCCCUCAGCCCGACCUUAGAGACCUCAAGACAUCAUCUUAAAGUAGCAAAGCAGAAGGAUGCAUUGCCACCCAGGCUAGAGGCACGGAGGAGAGAGGAGGCUGCAAGACCAGCCCUUUUGCACCAGCACUUAAACAUAUCUGCCUUGAAAGACUGUUUUAUACAGACCUGCCUUUAAGGAGCCCACCACGCUACUGCAAGAGCAGAAAUGCAAGCUGAGGCUGUGUGAAGGCUUAGCUAUAGGUAUUAUUUAUUGAAUGACUACUAAAGAAGAGCAAGACCAAAGGCCCCUCUGUUGCAGAGCUUGGCCCACCAAAGCAGUAUGGAUGCAGCAGACAUGCUUUCCUGGCACACUUGGCCAUCCCUUCUCCCUACAGCCCUUGUGCACUCACAUCAGACACACACAGACCCUGCAGCACACACAAUGCUCCACAUGCAGCACCAUGUGCAGCUCCAUGUGCCAUGCAAAGGGCUUCUGUACAGCUGACACACCAGCCAGCUCUGGGAUUUGGGAUGUGCUGUAGGAGCAGAGAGCUGUAAAGUUCAGGCUCACAGUCAUCCCAUAGGCAUGGAUGCGUCAUGUAGCUAGACUCUGCCUCCCUCUGCAUCCUCAUUUGCCUUGGAUGCACAAAGCUUAGCUGGGCACAGCCGCUAAUGAGACCACGCACAGCUCCCACCCCCAUGCCGGUUCUGACCUUCUGCUCCCCCAGGCUUGCACAUCCAGCCUACCUCCCAAGGAGCAGGAGUUCUCCUCUGCCCUGCCAGGGUCUGUCUCCCUCAGCUUGUUUUGCCAACGAGAGACACAUAUGGGAACAGAAGCUCCAUCACAUCUAGGUUUUGUUUUCCUCUAGUUCUUAAGCUGCCAGAGCAGACUGAAGCUGCCAGCCAGAGCCAGACAUCUGGGCGAUGUGCAGCCAAACCCACGUAGGCAAGCCUGGAUGGAGCUGGCAGACAGAAGGGCUUCCAGCCCAGGAGAGGAAGAGGGCGAUGCCAUCUUCCUGCGCUCCCAGGGCACACACCGGCAGGGGCAAAGCCGCUGGUCAGAAGCAGCCAUUCCUGCUACCCAGUCCCAGCAUGGCCUGUUUUGUCCAGCCGAGACAAGGCAGUGAUGUCACAUGUCUGGCUGCUUGUGGCUGUGCUGGUAACAGCCAGGAGGCCAAGCUCCUCCUCACACAGUCCUUCAAAUUGACCCCAUAUGUGCCUUAUUUUCCAGCUUGCUUUGUUACCACUGAAAUAAGUGACUCCCUUCUUGUCCAAAACAAGCAGCAGCAUAUAAUGCUGUAAAAAAAGUUAGGAUUUACCACACAUAAAUCCCAGAGAGAAACAUGCAGGAAUAGCUCUAGUCUCUGUCCCAAACCCCAAGUACAGCCAGGACCAUGGAGAACCAGCACUGCACUUGCAUGAGCCCUUCUUCCUUCCCUCCAUUCCCCCAUCCAGAUGCUUUUCCCAGCCUUCCUGACCCAAACUCACCAGGUGGGCAAAAGCAGCCUCCUCCUGCCCUGCUCACACAGGUGCUGCUGCUGCAAUCCAAAGGCAGCAGCAGCCUGGAGGAGGGGCGGUGAUGCCUGGGGUCAUGGGGAAAAAAAAAUCAGAGCGAAGGGAAAUGCCAUGGGAGGCCAAAAGCUUCCCCAAACAAGCAGGGGCACGGAGGCAGCCAGCUCUGGCUGAGUACAGCCUACUUGCUGUGGAGUUGCUGGACUUUGUGUGGCUCCCUGCAUGAAGGUGUUUCUCCAGAAAGGAUAGCAAACAACAUUUCAGGCAAGGGCAACCAAUUCCUAAUUCCUACAAGAACCAGAGAACUGUCAAGAAAAUGUUUGCAUUGUGUCACACGUAAAAUCUCCAGCCCAGGCUUUGGGGAGUUCAGAGCCAGGUCUGAAUUUCAAGAACCUGCCAGAAUCAUUCAAAUUCAUCCCUAGCCUGGGCAGAGGCACUGGGAUGGCAAGCCUGCCCUGAUCCAUUAAGUCCUGCACCCCAUAAGACCCAGGGACCAACUUCUUGGAAGGCUGCUGGUUUUACUGCAUGCAAAACCAGGCAGUAAAUCAGCUGCCUCUUGAGACAAAAGCAAAAGAGCAGGGGCACCCUGAGGUGCACCAGGACCUGUCCCCCAUCAGGCAGGCAGCAGUCACCCUGCAGCAUCCACACUAAGGCAGCUGGAGAUAUAUAGUACAGGAACUCAGCUCCCUGCUCUCCAGACACCUCUGCACUGCCUCCCCACAACUGUAUCUCAGUAUCAACCUUUCAUUUCCAUAACUAGUCCAUGCAACAGACGAAACAAAAAGCCUACAACAAAAAGCCCCAAAUGUUUUGCAUUUUUUUUAAAGAAAAACAAAAAUAAAUGACUCUCAAACUGCCAACAAAUGGUGUGUCUCUA